Lottia gigantea (owl limpet) is the source of this 969-nucleotide messenger RNA. RefSeq lists its product as hypothetical. NCBI's taxonomy places the organism in Eukaryota, Metazoa, Mollusca, Gastropoda, Lottiidae. The record is from RefSeq and is a predicted model, not a curated record. The transcript is spliced from 4 exons. Bases 1 to 969 code for a protein of 322 amino acids.
AUGACUACUUCCUUAAUGGGAAGAAACUGCAAAUUACAAUUAUCUGAAGAAUUUCAUUUGGAUAUAUCUUGGUGGGGACAUUUUGAUCCCACUUAUAAUAUUCAGCGUAAGGACAUAUCACAAGUUGAUUGGGGUCACAGAUUAAGAGAUUUUGUUAUAGAAGGUGGUCAAGAUUGUGUGGAGUCUAGUCUUACCUGUUAUACGCCAUGUUACACACAACUAGAACCAAUUAAUAUAACAGAGGGAAUAUCUUGUUCAUUUUGUCGAGCCAGAUAUGUGAGAAUUCAUUUGAACAUUAUUGAGAUUUUAACUAUCUGUGAGGUUGAGGUUUAUGGACAACAGGUUAUCUCCCCAUCAGGAUCACAGAUGUGCACGAAAUACUCAACUGAAACUUCUGUAAUUUUGGAAUCAUCAACAUCCGCUUUCAGCAGUUAUCCUGAAUCCAGCUUUAGUGAAUCAACAUGGGUCAUUUCAGACACCUCACCAUUCGAAAUGUCAACGUCAAUCGAUAUGACCUCAAGUGCUUAUACGACGACCAUGUCGCCAACAGAAAUGACCAUGAAUGUUACUGUUGAAACUGGUACUAAUGAAAUCUGUUCAUGUCGCUGCCGCAAGAUCGAAGAUGACCCCGAUGUAAUUGAAGAGAAAUUAACCGAAAUCAAGAAAAAUUUGACAAUAAGCAUAGUUAAACUGUCCAGUUCUAGACGGAAGAAGACUAGUGCUACUGAUAAAAGACCGUCAGCUUCUUCUGUAGGUUAUGUUGGUGUUGUUAUUUUAUCGGUUGUAAUGGGACUAUUGGUGAUACAAGAUAUUCUUAGUGCAUUAAUAUUUCUCUUCACUCACAUUAAAGUAGCACUCACACGUGAAAUUUCAAUAAGGCCUAAUGCUAACACGGCGGAAUCGAAUAACGUCGAAUUGACAUUGCCAAGAAAGAGACCAAUAAUUUUGAAUAAAGGAGAGCGAAUUUGA